AGUCUGUUACUUGCUGGUCUUUAAAUAAAGCAGCUAAACUGCAACAUACAGUACAUACAUACACAAAGAUGGAUGAAGAGAAAGUGGAGCUUAAAGAGAUAUACAGAUCCAAAGAAGACAGAAAGACAGCUAAACAUGCCAACAUGUUUGAGAGAAUAAUCCAGCCGUGCAUUGCUGAGCUUGUGGGGACUAUGUUUUUUGUCUUCAUUGGUUGUGUGUCAGUGAUUGAGAAUGUUGAGGCAGCGGGUCGUCUGCAGCCAGCGCUGGUGCACGGGUUGGCAGUGGCUGUAAUGGUAGCAUGUAUGGCAGAGAUCAGUGGAUCUCAUUUCAACCCACCGUUUACUUUGGCCAUUUAUUUAUGUGGAGGAAUGCAGUUAACAAUGGUUGUGCCAUAUCUUAUUAGCCAGCUGGUGGGAGGUGUGCUUGGUGCUGCCAUGUCAAAGAUCAUGACAUCAAAGGAGCACUACACAAAUGCCACUGGUGCAGCAUUUACCAUUCUUCAAUCAGAUGAACAAAUCCCAGCAGCUAUCUUCGCUGAGAUUGCGAUGACCUGUUUAGUGACUAUGGUGGUGCUGCUGGGGGCAGUAAAUGGGAAAAGCAAGAGUCCCAUGGUACCUUUCCUGGUGGGCUGCACUGUGAUUGUUAACAUCCUGGCAGGAGGUGAUGUAUCUGGCACCUGUCUGAACCCUGCAAGAGCUUUGGGACCUGCACUAUUUGCUGGUUACUGGGAUUAUCACUGGGUAUACUGGGUAGGUCCUUUUGGAGGAGGUUUAAUAGCUGCAGCCCUUGUAAGGCUCCUGCUUGGUGAUGAGAAGAUUCGAGUUGUACUGAAAUGAACCUGCAAUCACAAGACGCUUUAAAAAUACAGGCCUGUUUAUUCAACAUUCACCUGUGUUGAUGUACCUCUCAGAGUUCUGAAUUGCUCAUGCGGCCAGCUGGAUGUUUUAUAUAUACCCAAAUAAAAUAAUGAUAAUACUUUUAUAAUAACACUUCAAAGCACAGGACAAAGGAACAAAUGAAAAUGUACACUGUUUAAUUAAUUCUUUCAGUGAUAAUUAUAAGCAUAUUAUUAAUUUCCAACAUUUUGAAUUCUUUAAUAUUUUAUACUAAAACAUGAAAUGAAUACAUUCUAUAACAAUACCUGAUGAUUUCAACAAAUUAAAAUGAAAAUGUAUUUAUAAGGAGUUAUAAGUGUUUACUCUGAAAUGAACUGUUUUAUACUAAACAAUAUAUUUUCAAAAAACAAUUAUGCACAUUUUGCAUCAAAUUGCAUAAAUAAAGGCAAAGAUUUUUGGGGGAGACCUUGUGCACUUGAUAAAUGUAUGAGAGAAGCACAUUUUUAACCCUUUCAUUCUUAGUGUUUUUACUGAACGAUUAAAGUCAAUUUAAGGUGAUUUUAAAGGCAACAGAAAAUUUAAAUCACCUCAAAAUCAAUUAAAAUACUUAUCCUGAUUUUUUUCCCUCUAGCUAUUUGCCACUUUUAAGUGGAGAAUGUUUCUGGUUUAUCUUUGCAACCUUUGUGACAAAAUCUCAAAUUAUAUUAAUAUUUUUGUUUAAUUUUAACUGAAUGUAUAUUUAUACAUUUACAUUGUUUUGAAAUAGAUGCUGUAACUAGAAUUCUUGUAAAGGCUUUUAAAAGAUAAAUCUACUGUAUAUGGACGAUCCUUCCUUUCAUUUAACAUCUUUAAAGGGUAAAAACUGCAUUUAAUAGUUAAUAGGUAUUUAAAAUUUUAUCUUUACAUGAAAAUCAUCUUAAUUUAAAUUACUUGCUAAAUAAGCGGCAUUAUACACCUGUCCCAAACUUUCAAACAUGCCUGUUCUCCAUAUUCUGCUAUAAUGUUGGUCAAUACCGUUAUUAUUAUUAAUAUUUGUCAUCUAUCUUUCUAUUCUUAUCUAAAAGUUUAUAUUCUUAUAAA
Molecule: messenger RNA, 1916 nt
Organism: Clarias gariepinus (North African catfish)
Lineage: Eukaryota; Metazoa; Chordata; Actinopteri; Siluriformes; Clariidae
Gene: aqp8a.2
Product: aquaporin 8a, tandem duplicate 2
Exons: 5
Coding region: 69-836 (255 amino acids)
Biological process (GO): water transport; transmembrane transport
Cellular component (GO): plasma membrane
Molecular function (GO): water channel activity
Source: RefSeq, a predicted model, not a curated record